CCACCUUGGCGCCAAAACAUCACCACCAUCAGCAUCAUCAAAACAUCACCACCAGCAUCAUCAAAACAUCACCACCAGCAUCAUCAAAACAUCACCACCAGCAUCAUCAAAACAUCACCACCAGCAUCAUCAAAACAUCACCACCAGCAUCAUCAAAACAUCACCACCAGCAUCAUCAAAACAUCACCACCACCAGCAUCACCCCGACUCCAGGAAAAGUGCCAAUCCAUCCCUUGCCAGCACCUCCCCAGCCUCCUGCCAUGAGUCUCGAGGCAAUCCAGUGGCGGGCCAGGCAGCUGCGGGUCCUGGAUCAGCUGUUACUGCCUGUCAAGAAGGAGUUCGUGGAGGUCACCGGCGUGGAGGACGGCUGGCGGGUCAUUCACAAGAUGCAGGUGCGAGGUGCCCCAGCCAUAGCCAUCGUGGGGUGUCUGAGCCUGGCCACGGAGCUCUCCAGGGCCACAUUCAGCGAUGCGGCGGAGGUGGCGUCGACGGUGGCCCAGAAGCUGAAGUACCUGGUCACAGCACGGCCAACGGCUGUGAACAUGGAGACAGCGGCCAAGGAGCUGACGGCCCACACGGAGAAGCUGCUGAAGGAAGGAAGCACGGCGGAGAAGAUGGUUGAGGAAGUAAUCCGCUGGUGUGAGGAGCUGCUGGAGGAGGACGUGCGCACCAACCGUAAGAUCGGCAGCCUGGGGUCCGCAUCCUUACUGAGUCGCAUCUCCGGGGGGCGCAAGGUUCGGGUCCUGACGCACUGCAACACGGGCUCCCUGGCCACGGCGGGUUAUGGCACGGCCCUCGGGGUGGUUCGGGCGCUGCAUGAAGCUGGACGCCUUGAGCGAGUGUACUGCACCGAGACAAGACCUUACAAUCAGGGCGCGAGGCUGACCGCAUACGAGCUAGUGACUGACGGACUGCCUGGGACCCUAAUCUGUGACAGCGCGGCGGCGGCGUUGAUGAGGGAGAAGGGAGUUGACGCGGUGAUAGUGGGUGCGGACAGGGUGGCGGAGAACUGGGACACUGCUAACAAGAUUGGGACGUACCAGCUUGCAGUCAUCGCCAAGCACCACGGGGUCCCCUUCUACGUGUGUGCUCCCUCCACUAGCAUAGACCGCAGCCUGGAAGGGGGCGCAGACAUACCCAUAGAGGAGCGCCCCCACAGAGAGAUGACGGACAUAGCCGGAGUGAGGGUGGCGGCCCCGGGUAUCGCAUGUUGGAACCCCGCCUUUGACAUCACCCCGGCGGAACUCAUCACCGGGGGAGUUGUGACGGAAACAGAGGUUGUUCUACCCCCUUCCGCUGCUGCUGACCUAAAGAAGAUGUAAGGUGGAGGGCGGGUGGAUUGACUAACUGGCGGAGGAGGGAGAAUAAAGGAAAACAUGAAUGGUGCUUCGGGAAGGAAUACUUAUCCAUUUAUACAGCAAGAAAAUGAAGAGGAGGAGGAGGAAGAAGAUGACCAACGAGAGUAAAUAAAUAUCAAACUGGGGGAUGGAUAUAGAGAAAGGAAAAAGAAAGUGAAUGAAGUAUGUGGAAGAGUUACUUAUCCAUAUAUAGAGCAAAGAAAAUGAGGAAGAUGAAGAUGACCAAAGAAGGUGAAAGUAUUGAACGGGGGAAUGGAUAAAGACUGAAGAGAGAGAGAGAAAGGAAAAAGAAACUGGGUGAUACUUAUGGAAGAAAUAUUUUUACAUUUAUAUAGCAAGAAAAUGAGGAUGAUGAUAAUGAUGACCAAAAGAGGGCGAAGGUAUUGAACUGGAGGAUGGAUGAAGAGGAAGAAAGGGAGGGAAAGUUAAUAUAGUGCUUUUGGAAGGAAUACUGAUUUAGGUAUACAGAAAGAUUAUGCUGGUGAUGUAGGGAGAAAAGAAAUUGAGUACGUAUAGUGUAAAAAUGAGUGAGCUAGAUUGUGUGUGAUAUAUAUGUGGGUUUCAUGGGUCUUGUUGCCAUUUCUGUUUGUUACCGUUUACCGUUGAUGAGGUUUCAGGCCCCGGUCCACCGCCGUAACAGCGCUCCACAGGGCCGCCAACUUUAUAACAGUAAUAUUAGCACCGAAACUUGUCCUCAGUCCUCAUGUUUGUAAAGUCGUAGGAUUUAGUGUAUAAGUGAGUCUUCAGCGCUUUCUUGAAGAUUGCUAGACUGCCACUAUUUUUAACAUCCCCAGGUAACUCAUUAUAGAGCUGUGGGGCACUUCUCAAAUGCUCUGAAACCCAGGUCCAGUUAGGGGUUUGUACAUUAAUUUUUAAGCUUAUAUUUUGGGCAGCUUGAAAUUUAAAUGUGGGUCUAAUUAUUUUAUUGUGUGUUCCUGUGUGGUGAGUUGUUCAUAUGUGUGUGUCAAGCGUUUAGAAGGCUCUUGGGGCCGUAACACUAGACAUUUCCUCACCCAAGUACACACAUUUGUCAAGGCUUUCGUAUGAGUUUUGGGCAUUUCCAGGAGUAGUUUUAUGACCCUGGUGGUAGUUUAGCCCUUCUUCUGUACUGUGAAUCUAAAGAAACACUCAUUAGACCCUGA
Molecule: messenger RNA, 2500 nt
Organism: Eriocheir sinensis (Chinese mitten crab)
Lineage: Eukaryota; Metazoa; Arthropoda; Malacostraca; Decapoda; Varunidae
Product: methylthioribose-1-phosphate isomerase-like
Exons: 6
Coding region: 261-1322 (353 amino acids)
Molecular function (GO): S-methyl-5-thioribose-1-phosphate isomerase activity
Source: RefSeq, a predicted model, not a curated record